Lecanosticta acicola is the source of this 498-nucleotide messenger RNA. NCBI's taxonomy places the organism in Eukaryota, Fungi, Ascomycota, Dothideomycetes, Mycosphaerellales, Mycosphaerellaceae. The record is from the annotation of a GenBank genome assembly.
AUGGCCUCCCAACCAACCACUACCAUCUCAACACUGAAACCCAUCCUCAAAAAGACAACUCAGUCCACCGUAGCCCGACCGGGCACUACGCCAAGCGAGAGCCGCGCAAUCAAAGAUCAUCUGGUCCUACCACAAUACACCGGCUCACGCGAAUACAUGCACGCGGGCUGGUCCGAAGCCAAAGCCGAAAAUCUGCGCCGCGUCGUGCUCGCCUCCUACAUGCAGUCAGAACCCAUGCAGAUUCAAGUUGGCGAGGUCGAAGAGGCGACCGGCCACGAAGUGAUUUCGAACCCGGAAGCUUGGUACCGACAAAGUAGUUACACGCCGGCACCGCUGUACCCGCGGCUUCCAGAAGACGAGGCCUUGCCGCGUAUGUUGGGUGAAACCGGAGCUGAUAAUGGAAGGGGAAAGGCGCCUGUCGUGGCUUCGGAAGAAGGAAAUGUGCAGGCUUCCUCGACGGUAUUAUACCCAAAGCUGCCAUCAGCUACAGCGAGCUAG